Molecule: messenger RNA, 858 nt
Organism: Helicoverpa armigera (cotton bollworm)
Lineage: Eukaryota; Metazoa; Arthropoda; Insecta; Lepidoptera; Noctuidae
Product: carboxypeptidase O-like
Exons: 5
Coding region: 1-858 (285 amino acids)
Biological process (GO): proteolysis
Molecular function (GO): zinc ion binding; metallocarboxypeptidase activity
Source: RefSeq, a predicted model, not a curated record
AUGUCUUCAGCAAUACUUCUCAAUUUUGUGGAUUACAUUUUAGAAAAGAAAUUAAAUGUUGAUGUUCUGACAAUGCAUUAUGACUUUUAUAUACUCCCAUUGUUAAAUCCUGAUGGUUUUGAGUAUAGUAUAACUCGGAAAUUCUAUUGGUCACCAAAUAGAAAGGUGUACUUUCCUAAAACAGCUUGUCCAAAAAAUGUUACAGCUUGUGGCAUUUCAUUGUCAAGAAACUGGUUCUUAAGUCCAGAUAUAGGUAAGUUAUUAUUAUUUUUCACUAGACAUUUUUUAGUGAGAGAUGAAGAAUGUGAUCCAGUUUAUUCAGGAUCCAAAUCUUUAUCUGAGGAAGAAACAUCUGGCUUGGCAAAGUUUCUGGACAGUAUUGCCCUAGAAAUGUUAGCGUUUAUCAAUGUAAGAGGAUUUGAAAACCUUGUAACAAUACCAUAUGGAUAUAGUAAUCAGCAUUGUAAUAACUAUCCUGUGUUGAUGGAUAUACUGUCAUCAGUGCAUGACAGAGUAAAUGCUGAGCACAAUAAGACCUUUUUCUAUGGGACUGCCAGUUCAUUUUUCUAUAACUUCACUGGCAAUGUUGCUGAUUGGGUGAAGAAGAAAUUAAACACACCCAUAGUGUACACUAUUUACAUGAAUUCCGCCCAUUACGUACUGCCAAAUGCAGAAGAGGUAGGACCUCGGACUGAUGAACUUUCAACUAUGAUGAAGGAGAUAGUACUCCUAGCUGGCAAUAUAUACAGUCCAUUAUUCAACAGUCAGGCCCGUCAUUUUAUUCAGAUCUUUGUUAUCACAAUCCAUAUUUCAAACAUUUUGUUAAUUGCAAUAUUAAAUGAAUUUGUUUUCAUAUAG